This is a messenger RNA of Symbiodinium pilosum, 723 nucleotides long. NCBI's taxonomy places the organism in Eukaryota, Dinophyceae, Suessiales, Symbiodiniaceae. The record is from the annotation of a GenBank genome assembly.
AUGGGCCGAGGGAAAGCCAAGGUCCAGAUUCCCGAUUGCCGCUAUGGCGCCGCCUGUACACGGAGAGAUUGCGUUUACAAGCAUCCUCCAAAACCAGCCAAGUCCGCCGCUCGGCCUAUCGAGAAGUCGGACAAGAUUUGCUUCGCUUUUGUGGCCGGCAAGUGCGCAUUCGGCAGGCAGUGCCACGACAAGCAUCCUGAUGAAGCUUCGUGCCAGACGAUCAAGGAGCGCUAUAGCAAGAUAGACUGCCAGUGGGGUCGUGGCUGCCGGACGGACGGAUGUCUGUACCGCCAUCCCAGCGAUGAAAUCAUUGGUCCAGCACUCAAGCUGGAGACGAAGCCGCAACCUGCCGUCUAUGCCAAAGGCUACAAUGGCCACAAGGUUGAUGCCAAGGCUCCUUCUGUCCCGCCCGCCGCGGAGGCCUCUUCGCCAGGUCCUCCAGGUGUACGCGAGCGAGAGGAGCAAGGUCAAUGCGCCCCACAGGCACCGGAACAGUUCGCGGGCCCCGCCAGCUCUGCCCCGGUCCCGUCUCGACUGGCGCUUGAGCAGCCCGUGCAGGCACGACGACCUGAUCCACUGGACCAGGAAGAGGAGGAGCAGGUGCGGCUGGAACAGCUUGCAGCAACACUGCGCUUCAUGGGCUUCGACGAUGAACCGAGCCUCGCAGCAGCGCAGCGCGCACACGGGGACCUGAACCAAGCAGUGGAGCACAUGCUUCCAUAA